Messenger RNA from Selaginella moellendorffii, 576 nucleotides. RefSeq names its product vegetative cell wall protein gp1-like. The record is from RefSeq and is a predicted model, not a curated record. The transcript has a single exon. The annotation marks the transcript as partial. Lineage: Eukaryota; Viridiplantae; Streptophyta; Lycopodiopsida; Selaginellales; Selaginellaceae.
CGAACACAGCACGGGGAUCGCACGAACAACAGUACGAUACUUCCCGGGGUGCCCCCAAGCCUUGCUCCUGUUCCGGGGGGAUUGGCCGUCCGGAGUGGUGCCCCUAAUCCAGUCCCAGCCGCUCCCCCGCCCCCGCCGGUCCCCGUCCCACGCCCAGGAUCACCGGUUCGGUUAGAUCCGGAUUCCCUUGCCAUGAUACCCCCGGCGGUUCACGCAGGAGCGAUGGCUGCCCCUUCUUCGCCCGCAGCGAUGAUGCGUACUUUUCGCCGAGAGGGCCGUGAACAUGAGGUCGCGCCCAGGCACACCGAACCUGUCGUCGGACCUCUCUCCCCGUCGCACCUCCGGCCAGUGCUCGAGCACUCCCCGCGCCCCCCGACCCCCUCCGCGUAUCCGAUUGGGGAACACCGUGGACACGUGACGAGUGCGACCCAUUCGGACACAUCGGGGACUCUGCCUCAUACGCACGUCCCGCCGUCGUCCAUUGGUUCUGGUCCAAUCCCACCCGCCGCUCCGCCCGGGGCAACCGCACCCACGGUGCACACACCCGGGGAUUGAUGACCUCUGGCCCAAAAACCC